UGCCAUUGAUUUUGAAGUUUGCGAUUUUAGGUUAUUUCUAAUUAUUAUCUAUGAUGAAUUUGUUCUAAUUAAAAGACAAUAAAUAAAUUUAAUCAGUAACUACUCUGUUUUGAAGGGCUAUAAUGGCUUUGAAUAAAUUAUUUGCUAGCCUAACUAUAUCCUCCAACUUUAUUAGCAGAAGAGCCAUUCAUGUAUCUGCUAUAAAUUGUGCUAGCAAACCUGAUGUCAUAAAACCUAAACCUGGAUUUGGUAAAAGUUUCCGUCGUAUUGUACAUUUCCCAGACAAGUAUACAGUGAAACCUUUAGAAGUUACAAAUCUUGCGGGCAGAGAUCCUGUAACUGGGCGUGUGGUAGCAAAAGGAAUAGGUGGCGGAAUAAAACACAAAUACCACUGGAUAGAUUGGCUGCGGGAUGGGCCCACUGAAGGGCCUCCUCAGGAAGAAAAAGUUAUACAGGUUAUGGAAGAUGGUUGCAGAACAGCACACAUAGCAUUGGUGGCAGUCGGCGACAAACUGAAGUACAUACUAGCGACUGAGAACAUGAAAGCUGGUGAUAUCUUGAGGACAUCUAGGUGCCUACCUAGAAUUCCAGUGAGAGCCAAUGAAGGUGAUGCGUAUGUUUUAGGAGCUUUACCAACUGGUACACAGGUUCACUGCAUUGAAAAGGAGCCAGGUUUCGGAGGUCUGUACAUCCAUGCGGCAGGCACAUUUGGAACGAUACUUAGGAAACAAGACGACAGAAUAGUGGUUCAAAUGCCUUCAAAGAGAACUUUCAGCUUUGAUCAAAUGUGCAUGGCUGUUGUUGGGCGGCUUUCAAACGUGGAUCACGGCGAUACUCCGAUCGGUUCGCCGCAAAGAAACCGCUGGCUCGGCAACCGACCUCGUUCGGGGCUGUGGAAACGCAAAGAUGGCCGCCACGGACGCAAGAUUCGGCCGCCGAAGCCGGUCAAGGAAAUUUUCUUCAAUAAAUCGCAAUUAUCCAAGCCUGUCCAGUUGACAAUGACGCCUUGAAUGUAGUAAUGUUUGUGAGAUUAUAGGAAUGUACAUAGUAA
This is a messenger RNA of Amyelois transitella, 1051 nucleotides long. It is a transcript of the gene mRpL2, whose product is annotated as large ribosomal subunit protein uL2m. NCBI's taxonomy places the organism in Eukaryota, Metazoa, Arthropoda, Insecta, Lepidoptera, Pyralidae. Bases 123 to 1010 code for a protein of 295 amino acids. Gene Ontology annotation, cellular component: ribosome. The record is from RefSeq and is a predicted model, not a curated record. Gene Ontology annotation, biological process: cytoplasmic translation. Gene Ontology annotation, molecular function: RNA binding; structural constituent of ribosome. The transcript is spliced from 6 exons.